Molecule: messenger RNA, 1296 nt
Organism: Akanthomyces muscarius
Lineage: Eukaryota; Fungi; Ascomycota; Sordariomycetes; Hypocreales; Cordycipitaceae
Exons: 2
Coding region: 1-1296 (431 amino acids)
Biological process (GO): glucan catabolic process
Cellular component (GO): cell surface; extracellular region
Molecular function (GO): beta-glucosidase activity
Source: RefSeq, a predicted model, not a curated record
AUGAAGUUUUCUGUGAUUGCCCCCUUCCUCCUCGCCGGCGUCGCUCAGGCCUGGAAGCCCGAGGACCGCGACCUGGCCGCCUUCAACAUGACUGCUCGCUUUGAGCAGCUCGGAAAGCGCUUCAAGCCUGACCUGGACAAGGGAAUCAACAAGAUUCGUGGUGUCAACUUUGGUGGCUGGCUGGUUAGCGAGCGCUGGAUGAUGACCAACGAGUGGGACAAUGUCAUGGGCUGCGCUGGAUCUGCGUCCGAGUUCAACUGCAUGAAAGAUCACUACUCUGGCAGCAACCGCGCAGAAGGCAACCGCCGUUUCGAGAACCACUGGAGAGACUGGAUCAACGAGGACACUGUCCAGUCUGUUCACGACGUCGGCCUGAACACGAUCCGCAUCCCCAUCGGCUACUGGUCCUACGUCGACAUUGUGGACAAGAACAGCGAGCCCUUUGCCGAUGGCAAUCGCAUGCUUCCCUACCUCGACAAGGUUGUCGCCAAGGCUGCAGACCUGGGCAUCUACGUCAUCAUCGACUUCCACGGCGCUCCUGGCGGCCAGCAGGAGGAUGUCUUCACCGGCCAGCUCAACAAGCCCGCCGGCUUCUUCAACGACUACAACUUUGGCCGCGCCGCGAAGUGGAUGUCCUGGAUGACGCGCCGCAUCCACACCAACGACGCCUACCGCACCGUCGGCAUGAUUGAGGUCCUCAACGAGCCCGUCUCCCGGCACGACGAGAAGGGCCGCUACCCGGCCCCCGGCGAGGACCCCGGCCUGGUCCAGAACUACUACCCCGCGGCCCUCAAGGCCGUCCGCGACGUCGAGGCUGAGCUCAAGGUGUCCGACGACAAGAAGCUCCACGUGCAGUUCAUGUCCGCCAAGUGGGAUUCGGGCAACCCACGCGCCACGAGCGCCGUCGCCAACGACCCCCGCGCCGGCUUCGACGACCACAACUACGUCAGCUUUGGCUUCAAGAACGAGGAGCGCGGCGACCAGUACAAGCUGAUGAACCGUGCCUGCACCGACUCGCGCGUCGUCAGCGGCGAGGACUUUGACAUCACCGGCGAAUGGAGCAUGACCUCCAACGUGGACUGGCACAACGCCGAUUUCUUCAAGAAGUGGUUCACUGCCCAGCAGCAGCUCUAUGAGAAGCCUGGCAUGUCCGGGUGGGUAUUCUGGACCUGGAAGACCGAACUCAACGACCCUCGUUGGACCUACUCUUACGCUACCUAUCUCAAGUACGUCCCCACCGAUGCCGCCGCCCUGGAGCACAAUGUGUACCAGGAUGUCUGCUCAGGCUUCAGGUAA